GGAGCCUGCCGCUGCACUACGGGCAGGGCCACCUCCAGUCCCACCUGCACACCCGCCGCUGCUGCUCCCUCUUCGACGUCUCCCACAUGCCGCAGACCCGGGUGUACGGCCGGGACCGCGUCAGGUUCAUGGAGAGCCUGGUGGUGGGAGACAUCGCCGAGCUGAAGCUGGGACAGGGCACCCUGACACUGCUCACCAACGAGAGGGGCGGCAUCGUGGAUGACCUCAUCGUCACCAACACCUCAGAAGAUCACCUCUACGUGGUGUCCAACGCUGGCUGCGCCGACAAGGACUUGGCCAUCAUGAGGGGCAGAGCAGCAGAGCUGCGGGCCACUGGCGCUGACAUCCACCUGGAGGUGUUGGACAACGCACUGCUGGCUCUGCAAGGUCCCUCCAUGGCACGGGUGCUGCAGGCAGGGCUGUCAGACGACCUAGCCAAGCUAUCCUUCAUGAAUAGCAUCACCACGAUGGUCUUCGGUGUGCCGGGCUGCCGGGUCACGCGCUGCGGCUACACGGGCGAGGACGGUGUAGAGAUCUCGGUGCCCGCGGGGCAGGCGGUGGAGCUGGCCGAGCAGCUGCUAGAUGUCCCUGAGGUGUGGCCGGCGGGGCUGGCUGCCAGGGACAGCCUGCGCCUGGAGGCCGGGCUCUGCCUCUACGGGAACGACAUCGACGAGACCACCACGCCUGCUGAGGCCGGGCUGCUGUGGACCUUGGGGAAGCGCCGGCGCACGGCCAUGGACUUCCCCGGCGCAGCUAUCAUCAUGGCACAAGUGAAAGAGAAGCCGAAGCGCAAGCGUGUGGGACUGACAUCAGUGGGACCCCCCAUCCGUCCCCACACAGCCAUCCUGGGCCCCGAGGGCACACCUGUGGGCACGGUGACCAGCGGCUGCCCCUCACCCUCCCUGGGCAAGAACAUCGCCAUGGGCUACGUGGAGGCGGCGCACAGCCGGGCCGGCACCACACUCACGGUCGAGGUGCGGAAGAAGCAGCAUCCAGCCCUCGUCACCAAGAUGCCCUUUGUGCCCACCCAGUACUACAUGGCCAAGUGAGGCCAGCGCCCACCGUGGGCACGGCACCCUGGCCCCAAUAAACGCCCCUGCCCGGCUA
This is a messenger RNA of Athene cunicularia (burrowing owl), 1107 nucleotides long. It is a transcript of the gene AMT, whose product is annotated as aminomethyltransferase. Gene Ontology annotation, biological process: glycine catabolic process. The coding region runs from base 87 to 1049 and encodes 320 amino acids. Gene Ontology annotation, molecular function: aminomethyltransferase activity; protein binding. Lineage: Eukaryota; Metazoa; Chordata; Aves; Strigiformes; Strigidae. Gene Ontology annotation, cellular component: mitochondrion. The transcript has 8 exons. The record is from RefSeq and is a predicted model, not a curated record.